Molecule: messenger RNA, 666 nt
Organism: Scleropages formosus (Asian bonytongue)
Lineage: Eukaryota; Metazoa; Chordata; Actinopteri; Osteoglossiformes; Osteoglossidae
Product: cbp/p300-interacting transactivator 1-like
Exons: 1
Coding region: 172-666 (164 amino acids)
Biological process (GO): regulation of DNA-templated transcription
Cellular component (GO): nucleus
Molecular function (GO): transcription coactivator activity
Source: RefSeq, a predicted model, not a curated record
UGCUAGCCAGUGAAAAAAUGCCAUUGUACUGAAUAAUGAGCCCAUUAUAUGAAAAUAUGGUAUUCUCAUAAGCCAUUGUAGCAGUUUUUCAUUGCACAGGACCCCACUGCAUGAGGGAAUGGUGCUCUGUUUAAUUUCUCGUGUUUUAUGUUAUCUGCUUGAACGUUUUCGAUGACUCUCCCGUUCCUUGCCAUGUCUUUCCAGGUGAUGAGUUCCCUGUUGUUUUCCAGCCACAGCAUGAAGGAUCAGAAGUCGGUGGGUCUCCUACACUGCUCAGCCUCAGCUAAAGGCAUUGGCCCAUUCUCCAGCCCAGAAUUCGAGCACUCGGCUCUGGGCAAGUCCCAGCCAUUGAGUCUGCAGCAGAGCCCCCAGUUUCUAGCCAGCAUGCAGCUCCAGAAGCUCAACAGCCAUUACCAAAGCCUAAGUGGAGCUACAACACCAGUUCCUGGAGCUCCAAGAAGCUUUGGUCCAGCUGCCGGGGGGCCUGUACAUGUGGUUCCAGCUGGGGCCGCGCAGGGUUCAGGAAUCAUUGAUUCCGACCCAGUGGAUGAGGAGGUUCUGAUGGCUCUUGUGGUGGAGCUAGGCUUGGACAGAGCCAAUGAGCUCCCAGAACUUUGGCUUGGCCAGAAUGAGUUUGAUUUAAUCUCAGAUGUCUCUGCCUUGUGA